CAAUAAUAGGAAGGGGAUUUUCUUUACCAAAACACUGAGAAUCCGCGAACCGCCAGAUGUAUAAAUAAAUCAUAAAAUGAAAAGGUUCGAAGGAUUCAGAUUGUCCUUGCCAGGUUGUCAUUGUCGUGAUUUCAUUGACGCAUUCGUAAACUUCAAUGAAUGGGUUGCCAUGGUAUCAAACACAACAGUCACACAGGGAACUCCAGGCCUUUUCACUUGAGUAUUUUUCACCCAACUUCCCACGCGUGAAAAAGUUACUAUCCUUCUGGGAAUAGUGCGUAGUGUGUUUUGUGUGUAAAACCCGAAUGCGUGAAAAUGGGCAUCUUCGACAAAUUGGCGGGAAUGUUUCGGGUGCGGAAGGAAGAAGUGAAUAUCCUGGUUGUGGGACUCAAUAACAGUGGCAAAUCCACCAUUGUCAAUCACUUUAAGCAUCCAGAAGAGAAAUCCACCGUGACAGUUCCCACAGUUGGCUUCAGCGUUGAGAAAUUUCAGAAUCAGGGAGUCUCCUUUACGGCAUUUGAUAUGUCUGGUGCUGGAAGGUACAGAAGUCUCUGGGAGCACCAUUUCAAGUCGUGCCAUGCAAUUGUCUUUGUGAUUGAUUCCAGUGACAGGAUGAGAUUGGUUGUGGUGAAGGAUGAACUGGACAUUUUAACUCAUCAUCCGGACAUAGCACAUCGCAAAAUUCCCAUCCUUUUCUUCGCCAAUAAAAUGGACUGCCCUGAUGCUCUAUCCAGCGUUAAAAUAGCGGCUGCCUUGGGAUUGGAGAAGAUCAGGGACAAACCAUGGCAUAUCAGUUCCAGCAACGCUCUAACGGGCGAGGGGUUGCAGGAUGGUGUCCAAUGGCUUGUAGGCGAAAUCCGAGAUGGUAUAUCCAGCAGAAGAGCGAGCCAGAAGGCUACUCGCUAAACAUUUUUACCAAUUUCCUCAAAAAAUCAUUAUUUAUUUACAUGCAAUUCCUACGCUUAAAUUUAAAUGCGAUUUAAAAAUAAAUCUAUUUUGAAAAUCAUAAAAA
Messenger RNA from Phlebotomus papatasi, 1012 nucleotides. RefSeq names its product ADP-ribosylation factor-like protein 6 (gene Arl6). NCBI's taxonomy places the organism in Eukaryota, Metazoa, Arthropoda, Insecta, Diptera, Psychodidae. Gene Ontology annotation, biological process: cilium assembly; intracellular protein transport; vesicle-mediated transport. Gene Ontology annotation, molecular function: GTPase activity; GTP binding. Bases 316 to 906 code for a protein of 196 amino acids. Gene Ontology annotation, cellular component: axoneme; cytoplasm. The record is from RefSeq and is a predicted model, not a curated record. The transcript has 4 exons.